AUGGCCGACACAGAGGAGCAGACCGAUUCGAAAUGCCCGCUAGAGGUGUCUGAGACGCCCAUUCGGGCUCCCCAAAUUUCCAACGACAUACCCAACAAGUUCAAGGGCCGCGGGCUGGCGUCCGUGGUAGGUUGCAUACUAUUCUCGUUCAAUACCUGGGGUGCCAACUCGGCCUAUUCACUUUACUACCAGGAAUACCUCAAUUCGGACGUAUUUCCCGGCACCACCAAGUACGAGUACGGUGUUGUGGGCGGGCUCACGUUUGGCGCCGGACUCACUUUUGGCCCGCUCAUCAACUAUCUCGUGGGCACGCUGGGGCUCAAGCCCACCAUCUCGAUCGGGAUCGCGUUCCAGCUCGCGUCGAUGCUGCUGGCGUCCUUCUGCACCAAGUACUGGCAGCUGGCGCUUACACAGGGCGUCUGGCAGGGCGUUGCGCUUGCGCUGAUUGCGAUUCCCAGCGUUGUCGUGAUCCCGCAGUGGUUCUCGAGUGGCAAGGGUGGCAAGCGUAAUCUCGCGCUGGGCUUCUCUGCGGCGGGCUCCGGGCUCGGUGGAAUUUUGUACAACAUUGGCAUGGAGCCCCUGCUCACCAGGUACGGCUACCAGUGGUCGAUGCGCACACAGGCCAUAAUCUGUGCUUUUCUCAACGUCGUCGCCGUCUUGUUGAUCCAGUCGCGCAACAAACAUAUCAAGCCCAUCUACAAAGUGUACGACAAGGUUGUGUGGUCGAACUUUGGCGUCUGGUGUCUUCUGGCGUGGAUCAUGUUCACGCUGUUUGGCUACGUGACGCUAAUGUAUAAUCUGGCCGACUUUACACGGUCGCUCGGCUACAACGCCAACAAGGCGUCCUUGGUGGCCACCAUGACAUCCAUCGGCAUCAUCUACGGCCGACCAACAAUGGGCCAGCUGUGCGACUUUCUCGGCCCGGUCAAUAUGACCAUCUUUGCAAGCUGGGUUGUGGCGCUGUUUGCUCUGGCCAUGUGGAUCCCGUGCCGCAAUUUCCCUACAGCGCUGAUUUUCGCGCUGUUCGAGGGCUCCCUCAUGGGCACCAUCUGGAUCACGCAGCCGUCGAUGGCGGCGCACAUUAUCGGGCUGCGCAAGAUGGGCAUUGCCCUGUCGCUCUCUUGGGUGGCUACCGGCGUGUUUGGGUUCCUGAGCCCGAUCCUGGGCAUAGCACUGAAAAAAGACGGCCCGCAGCGGCCAGAACAGUACCAAAACGCGGCCAUUUUCGUCGGCGUGUGCUACUUCGCCGCAGGCGUCAUGCUCGUCAUCCUGCGCGGCUGGCUCAUCGCCAGACAGGAGAUCACGCCGGGACACACCGACGAACAGCUCUGGCACGCGCGCGUGCCCAUCAAAAGCGCUGUGCGCUGCACGUUCUCGUGCAGAUUCCACAAACUGUAA
Ogataea parapolymorpha DL-1 is the source of this 1398-nucleotide messenger RNA. RefSeq names its product Monocarboxylate transporter. Gene Ontology annotation, biological process: transmembrane transport. The record is from RefSeq and is a predicted model, not a curated record. Gene Ontology annotation, molecular function: transmembrane transporter activity. The transcript has a single exon. The coding region runs from base 1 to 1398 and encodes 465 amino acids. Lineage: Eukaryota; Fungi; Ascomycota; Pichiomycetes; Pichiales; Pichiaceae.